Messenger RNA from Linum trigynum, 4291 nucleotides. NCBI's taxonomy places the organism in Eukaryota, Viridiplantae, Streptophyta, Magnoliopsida, Malpighiales, Linaceae. The record is from the annotation of a GenBank genome assembly.
ACGAUUUACGUAGUUCACUAACACGAAGUAUUUAUAGUACUUCUCCAUGUGGGUCUAAACCUAAUCCAAUAUGACAAAGGAAACGGUUACAGACCAGGCCCAGAACCCGAACCCAAAUAACAUUGAGCCCAUACACCGUGGGCCGGGGGCGUUGCCCCCGCACCCCCACCGGGGCGUUGCCCCUGGACCCCCGAUUACCAGUCGUAGCGGCUGAUAGUCCGAUUCAAGUCACAUCAACAAAGGGUUUAGGGUUCAGGGUUCACUUAGGGUUUAGGGUUUGAAACACAUGGUUCGUGUAGCACUUUGCCCACAUUGUCUGAUGGUUAGUGAUGAUUCAUGGAUGCGUGUACGCAUUAUAUGUCGAGGAUAGGCUUUCCCGAUGAUUUUCCGACGACUUUUCCGGCGAGCGUUGAAUUUUUCUGAUUCAAUACGUUCUCUGAAAGUUGGAUAUGUUGUAGAUUGUGAAACUCCUUAACCAAAGAUGUAUAUAUAUACAUUUUUUUUCAUCGAUGAUUUUCCGGCGACUUUUCCGGCGACGUUGAAUUUUUCUGAUUAAAUACGUUCUCUGAAAGUUGGAUAUGUUGUAGAUUGUGAAACUCCUUAACCAAAGAUGCAUAUAUAUACUUUUUUUUUUUUUGGUUGGCGGCAAAUAGCAAUUUGGUUGGCGGCAAAUAGCAAGCCCCAUAAUAUAUACACAUUAAAACUCAUCUCUUCCUAUUCUCUAUGUUCUCAAAAUUCAUGUACCACUCUUAUAAAUACUCAUAAGUCCAUCGAUGAAAUCAAUCUUUUUUUUUUCUUCUAACAAUCUAUACAUUGUAUAAGAAGAAAAAUCAAUCAAAUUUUUUUCCCUAACAAUCAUAUACUUCAAAAAAAAUUGCUUUAGUUUCUUCUUUUCAAUUGCCUCCUUGCAAUAAUUGUCUUGUCAACAAAACACACAAACUAUACUCUUAUAUUUCUUCUAUUACUAAUACUCGUCUUUCUUUAUCUUAUACUUCAACUUUCGGUCUCCUUGUCCUUAUAUUAAUAAUUUCUCUUAUUUUAUUAUUAUUGUCGAUCAUUUUACUCAAUAUUCUUGGUUCUUCCACGUCAUCGAAUAUCUUCUAUGUUCUAGGGUUCUCAAAAAUUCCAACACAAGGUGGAUGUUACUUCCAAACCACUAUUCAUCGCAUCUGCACCGACCACUAGCACAAAUUUUAAGCUCCGCACCAUCUCUUUGAUCUCACUGGCGUUCCCAUCUUUAAACUCCCUCCUCUCACUUCCCAAAGUCAAUGCCCUGGCAGGACUAAAAAUCAUCGUCACAUUGUUGAAACGAGUCUCACUCUUCUUCAUCAAGCCUCUUCCUCCAAGUUCUGCUCCUUCUUUCUCCGCAACCAUAUUCCUCAUCAAUUGUCUAACCUCUCACAACUUGGUAAAAAGAAUCCUUUUUCUCCCCAUUCUCUUCGAUGAAUCUCCCAAUUAUACUAACUUUGUGCCUAUAUGAUGACUGAUUUAUACUCUCUCCUACAUAAGUACAUUCUGGAUAUCGUACAUCCUAUUCGAUACUUCCUCGAUAUGGAAAUCAUUUUUACACCCUCAAGUUAUAUUCUUUUUAUACAUAUAAGAGUGAUAUACGUUUUUACUUUUUUAUGGUUACGUACAAUUUAAGAAAUUCAAAUCUCGAACAUCCAUUUUCAAAAUUAGCGAUACUAUCGCUAGACCAAGCCCGUCUUCCUCGCCCUCAGAAUUAUAUUCUCUCCCUACACAAGUAGAUUUUGAAUAUCUUACAACACUUUGAUUUGGCAGACCCGAUCGAAUCCACUCGCCGUUCAAGAUGCCUCGAAACAAACUCCCGUCCCCCAAAUUUCUUUCCGCCACCAUCAUCGAUUGGCCUCCUUGAUAACCAAAGCUCUUGCCUUGUCUUUGGUAAAAAAGUUGACAAGCUAGACUGCAAUUGCGUAAACGUAAAUCGGUCUAUCAGAAUAUACGAAAAUAAAAAUCAUAGACAAAUAAUUUUAAAGUUACGUUCAAACUCAUACUAGAUAGAGACUAAAUAAUAUGCGUAGAGAGCCGACUGCGAAUAAACUAUUAUAUUAAACCCUCUUAAAAAUUCACUAUAAAUACUCACACACACGACUAGAGUAAUUCACAAAUACAAACACAAGUUGAACUUACUUAAAAGGGAAAACGAUGACGCUUAUAAUUCUCCUUCUGCCGGCGAUAUUAUUGUUCGGUUGUGAUAAUGCGGCAGCUGCCGGCGGCGAUCCCACCGAUGGUUUCACGGAGGUGCCGUUGAAGCCGUCCAACUUCGUCCUCCAGAAACCGUACGACGUCCCUCUCGACCAGCGCUACAGCUUCAUCGACGGCGUUCACCGGAUGUGGGUCUACUCCGACGACAAGCCUUUCAGUCCCGGCAGCGAUACCCAGCCUCGUACUGAAAUCCGCAUCGCUGGGCUGGACUACUCGUCGGGAGUGUGGCAAUUCGAAGGACACGGUUACGUUCCUAAAGGAACGUCCGGAGCCACCGUGGCUCAGAUUCACGGUGCGAGCCACGGUGCCACCACGUUGAUUCUGAGGAUCUACGAGCCGGGGGAGAUGAGGUACUACGACACCCUCCACGUGGCUGGCGACCUGUACGACACGUGGUUCCGGCUGAACAUCGUCCAUGACGUUGACGGCGGCAUGGUGACGGUGUUCUUGAACGGCGAGCAGAAGUUCCAGCACCACGAUGAGGGUCCCGGCGAUUUGUACUUCAAGUGUGGGGUUUAUGCGGCUCCUGCUGACAUCAGCCAUUACAUGGAGUCCAGGUGGAGAGACAUCAAGAUUUAUAGAAAGUAAAGUAGACAAAUACGUGGACGUUGCCACGUUGGAUAGUACGUUCAUUGGAAUGUAUGUUUCACGUGCUGUAAAAUUUUUAUCCACGUCUGAUAAUAUUUUCUAUGUUAUUUAAUUUAUGUGCUUUAAUUUUAUUUUGCUAUUUCUGUAAUACAUGAUGGUAUUCUUAUAUAAUUUUACUCUAUGUUUUGUGAUUGCUAUGAUCACCUCAUACAAUAGAUUCUAUAAAAGAGCUAUCUAGAUAUGUUUACAAUCAAUAUUAAUUUGUAUGUGUUUAAUAAAUAAGUUAAAGACAUACAUCCUUUAGGUGUACACAAAUCUCUAAUCACAUGUCACAAUUUGAAGAACAUCAAUGUAUCAUGAUCUCAAACUCUAUAAGUCAAUGUUAUCUAUAUUAUCAUUCCUAAAUAAAACGCUAAUUAUUAAUAUUAUUAGUGCACGAUGAUAAUAAUAACAAUAAUUUUAAUAAUAAUAAAUAUUAUACUUAAAAUAAUAAUCAGUAAUUCCAUUUUGAUUAAUUUACUAACAGGAUGGAUCCUAUAUCACACUAUUUGAACGAAUUGGGAAACCGACAAUGAAAAAAAAAAAACUAAAGAAUACAAAAAUUAAUGUGAUUCACUAACAAUAUGUGUUAGCUACGUAUACGGACACGAGAGAGCAGUUUCACCAUACUUGAAAAGAUACAAAUUAUAGAGAUUGAGAAGCUAUAUAUAGCACUUUCUCCAGGUAGCCUGACUAGCCUAGUCCAAUCUAGAAAAUAAAAGAUUACAGACCCCAUAAUUUCUAGUCGAUGAUAUAUAAUCUAACAGCUUCAAAUCAUAGCAACACCCACCCCACAAUAAAGACUCCCCUUAUUUCCUCCCAUAGUCCAUAAAGAACUCUUUAAUUUUGACCCUCACAAGAUCAACCAAACCUCUCCUUUGCAAGCCCAGCCAGCAAUACCUACAUAAAAAAAAGACAAGUAACCCUUGGAUCUUUUGGAAGAUCUAAAACAGAAAUCACAGCAAAAAAAUGGAUAUAAUAUAAUACAACACAAGAAAGAAAAAGGAUGCGCAAUGAUCCCAAAUCACAGAAUCUCUGCAACUAGGCUGGCUAUUUGGUCCGGACUGUUUGGUGUUAGCCAAAACCGGAUCGUAUAACUCGGAUCGGAAUCGGACUGGGACCGGAUAGCAAACAAUUCAAUCUCAUAUUUGGGCUUAGAUUUGAGGUAAAAAACCCGGAUAAAGACCGGAUAAAAGACCCUCAACACCUAAAAUCAAGAUCAAAUUAGGACCGGACCGGAUCAAGACCGGACUGUAUCCAAUCCAAUCUUUGAUCCUUAUAUUCCCGAAAAGAUCGGAUCAAUUUGGUCCAAUUUAACCUGACCGGACCGUAUAGCCACCCCUAUUUGCAAGACUGCAACCCCUCUUUCUCCCCUCCUCCAUGUUUUUCUACUUUCCUUUUUACUAGUGGUGAAUAAUAAUAAAUACCCUUUGAACUU